Messenger RNA from Meloidogyne enterolobii, 1162 nucleotides. The record is from the annotation of a GenBank genome assembly. Lineage: Eukaryota; Metazoa; Nematoda; Chromadorea; Rhabditida; Meloidogynidae.
GAUGGCUGAUCAAAUUCAAAAUACAUCACAGUCUCCUGGACCUUCAAAAAAUAAUUUAAAUGAUAACAAUAUAAACAAUAUCGGUGCUCAACAGAAUGGAGAAUCUUUAGAAAAUAAUAAUGAACAUUCGAAUAUUUUUAUGUUUAAGGAGAUUUGUGGUAUUGAUAAUGAAACAGCCGAGCAAUUAUUACAGGAAUCUGGGGGCGAUUUGGAGGCUGCUAUUCAUCAAUUUUUCUUUUCUCGCGAUCAUCCAGAGAUUCUCGAAAAUCAAAAUAAUGAAAAUCAUGAGGAAUUACUUCAAGAGGAACUACUUCGUCAUCGUCGUCCACGCCUGCCUUCGCCUCUUUCUGAUGAAUUUAAUGAUGAAAUGCGUGCUCUGUUGAAUCAAAACUUAUCUGGUGCCCCGCGACAGCUUCCUGUUCAACGAGCUCCUCCUCGUCAGCUUACUUGGAUUGAAAUGUUUAAAGCUUUAGUUCUUGUACCUUUCCGACUAUUUUAUUGGACAUUUUCUGAAUGUAUUAACUUUUUUUAUCAUUUUUUGGUCGGACCGCCUACUCCUCCAGCAAUUGCAAAUAGGGAACGUAAUAAUGUGCAACAGCGUGAUUUUGUCAAUGUUGUUCAGGAUAGAAUAUUAAUGAAUGAACAACAAAAUGAAUAUAACCGUGCACUUGCUAUUGACAGACAAAAGGCUGAAGAACGUAAGCAACUCGAACAGCAACGUCUUCUCGAAGAAAGGCGUGUUAAAGAGGCUGCAGAGAGAGCUAGAGCGCGAACAGAAAGACUUUGCAGAAAACGAGAGGAAAUUAAAGCUAAUGAAAAUUUGGAUGAAGCAAUUUUAGAGUCUGAUCCCAAAUCUGAAAUUAUUCGAAUUCGUAUCACAUUCCCAAAUGGAGUAAAUGCUGAACGACGUUUUCGACAAAAUGAUAGUCUUGAACGUCUUUUCAAUGCUGUAUUUAUUCAUCCUGAAUGUCCUGAACAUUUCUCUUUGGUUAUUAAUUUUCCUUUUUCUCGAUUAUAUUGUGCUCCUGACUGGUAUUUAAACGAAUUUGAGCAAAAAGAAAAUGGUGAAGUUGUUGGGGAAAAUGGAAUUGCAAUUAAAACUUUUGCUGAAUGUGGAUUGAAAUAUUCUGCUAAUAUAAUGGUUCAAGACGAGGAUGCUUAA